This is a messenger RNA of Sus scrofa (pig), 3386 nucleotides long. RefSeq names its product olfactory receptor 51E2. Gene Ontology annotation, molecular function: olfactory receptor activity; G protein-coupled receptor activity. Lineage: Eukaryota; Metazoa; Chordata; Mammalia; Artiodactyla; Suidae. Gene Ontology annotation, biological process: G protein-coupled receptor signaling pathway. The record is from RefSeq and is a predicted model, not a curated record. Gene Ontology annotation, cellular component: plasma membrane.
AAGAAAGAAAGAAAGAAAAGCAAAGCAUGUCCCAGUAGCAGUAAGGACCCAGGUUAGGAGUGAAGAAGAAUCCUGGGGAGUAGGAGGGGGGUGGCGAACAGAUUAACCUGAACACCACAAUGAAGGCACCUGCAGACUUUAUUCCCCCAAUUCAGAACCUCUUCCAAACAAAGCCAAGCCCUUAGCUCUUUCGAGACAAUUAGCUGUAAGUACCAGGGCUCUUAGGAAGACUAUCAGGGAGAGAGUUUGAUGAGGUCAGCGCACAGGUGUUUGGGCAAAGCAGAGCAACACUGGGCUUCCAAAAAAACAGAUGUCCCACCCAACAUGAAUGACUUGUUGGCAAAAGUUCUGAGAAAAAUAAAGCUCUAGGAGUGUUAGGACUCAACCCAAGUCGUCAUCGAGACCAUUCAAAUGGCCUUUCAGCAGCUUCUAAGCGUGGAGGAACCUGUUGGCCAGGAGCAGAGAGAAGAUUCCUCACAGGGACCAUGCCUGGCAGCCAGGAUGCUGCAGCACCUUCAUGUUCAGGAGAUGGAGGUUGGAGGGAGCUACUGCCUUUCAUUUGAUGUCCCCAGAUAAGUUUCCUUUUUAUCUUAAGAGAUUGCGUUCUGGCCCCUCCCCCCUUUUUUAAGUGUGUGUGUGUGGUGUGUGUGUGUGUGUGUGUGGUGUAAUCACAGCCAUGCUUCUUUCUUCUCUUAUUGACCUUAGACCUGGAGACCCGGAAUCCUGAAAAUUUGCCAAAAAAACAGAAACCUGCAUAUUCCCACUCUUGGGUACACGUACCUUUUAUUCCCUCCUCUGUCUGUUUAAUUUCAACCCGUGUUUCAAGACUAGCCAGAAGGAUUAUAUUUUUUUCAGGAAGGUUCUUUGAUCAUGCCUCUCCUCCCAAUCAUUACAUGCACAUCUUUUGCUAACACUUAUCCCAAGAUUCUAAUAUUUCAGUACUUGUCUAGAUCGUUCACCCUAGAUAGGUUAUCCGAAGGGCAAAAGGUAUGUCUUUGUAUCGUGGGCACCUAGCAGAUAGCCUUGAUAUAUAUAGUAGGUCUUACAGAACAGCUGAAUGGUGGAAGGAGAGGGGAGGAGAAGAGAGGAGAGGGUGGAAAGGGGACACAGCCUAUCAGGAAGAAAUUCCUGGGAAGGCAUCUCCUAACAUCUGGCUGAGAAAAGGGCCACCCAAUAUCCAGGCCAUAAAGGUAUGUGCCAGGGCAAGGAGUCUGAGGGAACUUGGAAAGGACAGAGUUGGGAUAAGCAUUGUUCUCUCCAGAUUCCCUUUUUCAAAUGAAAUGGACUUUGAGCAUAGUGGCUGAUAAUGAAUCUGAGCUCUCUCUUUUGUCUUUGGCAGAAGGCUUCAGAGAGCCUCCUUAAGAGAGAGGUAAAUGACUUGGAGGAGUAGGGGAGAGAGCAGGGGAGGGAGAGCUCAGGUGCAUCCAGGGCUGGCCUCUCUGAUUGUGCUCCAUGUCCUAGCAGGCUGCCAGUGUGACCUCACCCUCUCCAGUGCCCCCUCUCCGUGCCAGCUAUGAGUUCCUGCAACUUUACACAUGCCACCUUUGUGCUUAUCGGUAUCCCAGGACUAGAAGAAGCUCACUUCUGGAUCGGCUUCCCUCUGCUCUCUAUGUAUGCCGUGGCAGUGUUUGGAAACUGCGUCGUGGUCUUCAUCGUAAGGACGGAGCGCAGCCUGCACGCACCCAUGUACCUCUUCCUCUGCAUGCUGGCCGCCAUUGACCUGGCCUUGUCCACAUCCACCAUGCCCAAGAUCCUUGCCCUCUUCUGGUUUGAUUCCCGGGAGAUUACCUUUGAUGCCUGCAUGACCCAGAUGUUCUUUAUUCACGCUCUUUCAGCCAUUGAGUCCACCAUUCUGCUGGCCAUGGCCGUUGACCGUUAUAUAGCCAUAUGCCAUCCACUGCGCCAUGCCGCAGUGCUCAACAACACAGUGACGGCCCAGAUUGGCAUGGUGGCCCUGGCCCGUGGAUCCCUUUUCUUCAUCCCACUGCCUCUGCUCAUCAAACGGCUAGCCUUCUGCCAGUCCAACGUGCUCUCACAUUCCUAUUGUGUGCACCAGGAUGUGAUGAAGUUGGCCUCUGCAGACACAUUGCCCAAUGUCGUCUAUGGUCUCACCGCCAUUCUUUUGGUCAUGGGUGUGGACGCCUUGUUCAUCUCCUUGUCCUAUUUUCUGAUUAUACGAGCCGUUCUACAACUGCCUUCCAAGUCAGAGCGGGCCAAGGCCUUUGGAACCUGUGUAUCACACAUCGGCGUGGUACUGGCCUUCUAUGUGCCUCUCAUUGGCCUCUCGGUGGUGCAUCGCUUUGGAAACAGCCUUCACCCCAUUGUGCAUGUUCUCAUGGGCGAUGUCUAUCUACUUCUGCCUCCUGUGAUCAAUCCCAUCAUUUACGGUGCCAGGACCAAAGAGAUCAGAACUCGAGUGCUAGCUAUGUUUAAGACUGGCUAUGACAAGGACUUUCAGGCUGUGGGAGGCAGGUGACCCGUAUGGUGGCACUUACUCUUACCCUUAGUGGCUUGACAUAAUGAUUUCGUAAUCUGGCAUAAUCCCAGUUGCCCAUAAACACAUCAGUGCUUUUCUCUAGUUUGGAUUCCAAAAACUCCCUCUGCUUGGGGUGAAAUGUUUGAGGCUACCAUAAUUCUUUUCCACAGAUAAAACCACUGUUGAUAUCUUUACUCUAUAAAAAGCUUAAUUUGGAAAAUAAAUAGUAGAAGAACAUAAAGGAGAGUGACAAACAUUACAAUUGACUUUGAAACAAAAGAUUAUCUGACUAGUAAUCCAAGAAACCCCUAUACUGAGACAAUAAUUAGGAAACAUUUUUGCCUAUUAAAUUAGUAGUUUUUAUUAAUGAAAGUUCACAAGAAAAAAGGAGUUUGGGUUAAAACAUAUAUAUAUGCCUGAGCAUCUCAGCUGAUGGUGGACAUCGCAAGAACAUUUUAAAAGUUGCAUUCUUUAAGGAAUUACCUGGUGCCUAGUUAAGGAUCCUGUGUCACUGCUGUGGUGCAGGUUCAAUCCCAGGCUGGGAAAACUUCUGCAUGCCAAAGGCAUUCCCCCCUCAAAAAAAAGUUUCAUGCUUUAAUACUGUAAUCUCACUUUUGAAGAUUCAUUUUAACAAAAUAACCCUAAAUGCAGAAAACAAGUUUUUAAUAAAACAUAUCAGUUAUACAAUUAUUUAGAAUAAUCAUAUAUUAGAAAUCCUAGGGUAUGAUCUAUAAAAGUUAGGAAUAGUAAACUCAAGUAUGCCCAUUCACUUAAUUGAAUAUUUAUGAAACAAUCCAUAUUAAUGAAAUAUUAUGCAGUCUUCAAAGACUCUACCAAAAAAAUGAAUCUUGAAUGUAAUGUUAACUAAAAUUAGAAAGAGGAGUUCCCGUCGUGGCUCAGUGUUAACAAA